Messenger RNA from Penicillium alfredii, 1035 nucleotides. RefSeq names its product eukaryotic translation initiation factor 3 subunit F. The transcript has 3 exons. Gene Ontology annotation, biological process: translational initiation. Bases 1 to 1035 code for a protein of 344 amino acids. Gene Ontology annotation, cellular component: eukaryotic translation initiation factor 3 complex, eIF3m. Gene Ontology annotation, molecular function: translation initiation factor activity; metallopeptidase activity; translation initiation factor binding. The record is from RefSeq and is a predicted model, not a curated record. NCBI's taxonomy places the organism in Eukaryota, Fungi, Ascomycota, Eurotiomycetes, Eurotiales, Aspergillaceae.
AUGGCCGAAGACUCCUUCCUACACCUCGCUCGCCCGCUGGGCCCCGUCAGCGUGGCGACCGCCCCGACCACUGCCCCUCUGAAUGUGGUCAUCCAGCCCCAGGCUAUCUUCUCGGUCCUGGACCACUCGCUCCGCCGCAACGCCGACCAGGAACGCGUGAUCGGUACGCUGCUUGGAACCCGAACCGAAGAUGGAAGUGAGGUCGAAGUGCGAUCGGCUUUUGCCGUGGGCCAUUCCGAGGCCGAGGACCAGGUCGAGGUCGACAUGGAGUACCACAAGCAGAUGUUGGCCCUGCAUCUGAAGGCCAACCCCCGUGAAGUGCUGGUUGGUUGGUAUGCUACCGCGUCCGAACUCAACACCUUCUCCGCCUUGAUCCAGAACUUCUACAGCGGCCAGGGCGAUGGGACAUGGCCCUACCCGGCAGUGCACCUGACGGUGUCUACUGAGGCCGGCAAGGACCUGGAGACCCGCGCCUACAUCUCGUCCCCCGUCGGUGUGACGGCCGAGCGUGCUGCGGACAGCGCUGCCUUCAUCCCUGUUCCGUAUGAGCUUCGAUACGGCGAGGCCGACAAGAGCGGUCUUGAGACCAUUGCCAAUGCCAAGGACACCGAACACCGGUCUAGCAGCGUCAUUACGGAUGUCGAGGCUCUGGAGCGUGCUAUUGAGGAGGUUCUGGCUAUGAUUGACCGCGUCUCGCGGUACGUCGAGUCCGUCAUCGACGAGGAGGCCCCCGCCUCCACGGCAAUGGGCCAGUUCCUGUUGAACGCUUUGGCUCUGGCCCCUAAGGUGGAGCCGGCUGACAUUGAGCGGGACUUCAACAACCACAUCCAGGAUGUCCUGGUGGUGUCUUACUUGGCCAACACCAUUCGCACACAGAUGGAGCUGUCUAACCGACUAGCAACCGCCCAGCUCACUUUGGGUGGUGGUGAGUCUGGUGCCGCGGCAGGCGAGGGCGGCCAGCGUGGCCAGCGCGGCGGCAAGGGUGGUCGUCAGCGCCCUCAGGAGCGCGGUGCUACUGAGGAAGCCCGUGCAUAG